UGUUAUUGAAUGAGCCGCCACAAGAGGAGGAGGAAGAAGACCCAAGAUUGAGAGAGAGGCGUGACCCAGAACACUUUCAUCAUAUCUCCUCCCCGUGACCUCGCAUGACCUCGUGACCCUGAGAGCAGCUAGGUCAGUCCCUCACCUCUAAGUGGAGCGCCGCGCAGCACACAGGCGCCAUGCAGAACGUGAUAAACACAGUAAAAGGAAAGGCUCUUGGAGUAGCUGAAUAUCUGACGCCCAUAUUGAAAGAGUCGCGGUUCAAGGAGACAGGCGUGCUGACCCCAGAGGAAUUUGUAGCAGCUGGUGACCAUCUAGUCCACCACUGCCCUACCUGGUGCUGGGCUCAAGGGGACACAGCCAAGAUUAAACAAUACCUACCACCAGACAAGCAAUUUUUAAUCACUCGCAAUGUUCCCUGCUUCAAAAGGUGCAAGCAGAUAGAGUACCACCGCGAACAGGAGCUUGUGUUAGAGAGCGAGGGUGACCCGGACGGAGGCUGGGUGGACACUCAUCACUUCAGCGAUUCAGCCUUGCUUGAAGAAAAAGUUGCAGAUAUGGCCUCUGGAGGACAAGAGAGAAGAGAAAAGUAAUGAUGUUGGUGAUGAUGAUGAUGACGAUGAUGAUGAAGAUGAUGAGGAGGCCGCAGACAUGGAGGAAUUUGAAGAGUCAGGGAUGCUGGAACAAGACGACCCGAGUGCAGUGCAACCACCACCACCACCACCUCCGACCACCGCCACCCGCCGCCGCUGCAGCUGGGGUUGGUGUGGGGG
Molecule: messenger RNA, 773 nt
Organism: Scylla paramamosain (green mud crab)
Lineage: Eukaryota; Metazoa; Arthropoda; Malacostraca; Decapoda; Portunidae
Gene: Atg3
Product: ubiquitin-like-conjugating enzyme ATG3
Biological process (GO): autophagosome assembly; autophagy of mitochondrion; nucleophagy
Cellular component (GO): cytosol; phagophore assembly site
Molecular function (GO): Atg8-family ligase activity
Source: RefSeq, a predicted model, not a curated record